UACUGUUAAAUAAAAAUUAAGAUUAUACAAAUAAGAAAAUGUAAACUAAUCACACCUGUAAAGAAAAUGAACAUUUAUUGAAUCCUCCUAUUUAACUUCCUUUACCAAAAGAAUUCCAUAUAAAAACACGAUAAUUAUUAUCGCAAGCAAUGCACUAGCAACAUAAAUUACCUGCUAAUUCUAUAGCUUUAUUUAAAUCUGAAAUAACAAAACCUAUACAAGAUUAAGAUAUAGAAGAAACGCCUUAAUAAGAAGCUAACUUUCAUUAUUUGUUUGGUGCAUAAGAAACAGAUUGUUAUGGAAUAGUUGAUUUCGAUACUUCUUAAGCUAUUAUGUUUUGCCCGAAUAUCCCAGAAGCAUAUGAAAUAUGGAUGGUUGUAAACAGAUAAUCUUAUUUUAAAUAAACUUAUGCUAUAAAUGAUUGUUUUUAUGUAGAAGAACUGAAUAAAUACCUCGAAGAAAAAAAGCCUUCAGAAAUACAUUUAUAUGAUGGAGAAAAUUCUGACAGUGGACUACGUCCUUCAUUGCCUACAUUUGAUUUUUUGGAAAAAUACAAGAUUGUAAAACAUUAAUUAUAUCAUACAUUAAAUGAAUUAAGAACUAUCAAACACCCAGAAGAAAUCGAAUAAUUAAUGUUCAUAAAUAAAAUUUCUUCAGAUGCCCAUGUUCGUGUAAUGCAAAAUACAUAUCCUCAUUUAAAAGAAUAUUAAAUGGAAUCAUUAUUUAAAUUUCAUGUUUAAGAAAGAUGCGGUUCUAAAGCUAAGGCGUAUGAUUGUAUAUGUGCAAGUGGAUAAGGGAAUGCUACUUUACAUUAUAAUGCUAAUACAAAAUUGAUUGCUGAUAAUUGUUUGAUUCUUAACGAUAUGGGGUCUAAAUAUAAUGGAUAUUGCUCAGAUAUUACUGUUACUUUCCCAUCUAAUGGAAAAUUUACUCAAAAAUAAAAACAUAUAUAUUAAGCAGUUUAUGAGGCUUAUAAAAAUGUUUUGGAUAAUGUAAAAGAAGGAGUUUAAUGGGAUGAUAUGCAUUUGUUGGCUGAAAAAACUAUCCUUAAACAUUUGAUUAAUAUCGGUAUUGUUGUAAAUGCACCAAUGGAAGAACUUAUUGAAAAAAGAAUUGGUGCGGUAUUUUUCCCACAUGGAUUAGGACAUUUUAUUGGUUUGUGUGUACAUGAUGUCGGUGGAUAUAAUCCAGGACAUCCUGAAAGACAUUCUUAGGCUGGACUUAAAAAUUUGAGAACAAGAAGAACUCUUUAGGCCGGUAAUUGUAUUACUGUUGAACCUGGAUGUUAUUUCAAAGAACUUAUUAUUGAAAAAGCUUUAAAUAAUUAGGAAUAAUGUAAAUAUUUGGUAAAAGAAAAAAUAGAAGAAUAUAAGGAAGUAGGAGGUGUAAGGCUUGAAGAUGGAAUCUGUAUUACAAAGACUGGAUAUAUCAAUUUUACGAAUGUCCCAAGAACAAUUGAGGAAGUAGAAAAAGCUUGCGCUGGUUUACAUUGGAAAAAUUGAGAAAAAUAAAUAAAUUAAUAUAUAUUUUUUAAAUUUGCAUUUUUUAUUUAUUUAAAUAGAAAAUAUAAAAAAAAUAAAUAAAUAAUAAUUAUGUUCAUUGUUUUUUAUAUGGAUUAUUAAAAUUAUUAAAUAUAUUAUAUGCUUUAUU
Messenger RNA from Ichthyophthirius multifiliis, 1650 nucleotides. Its product is annotated as metallopeptidase family m24, putative. The record is from RefSeq and is a predicted model, not a curated record. NCBI's taxonomy places the organism in Eukaryota, Ciliophora, Oligohymenophorea, Hymenostomatida. The transcript has 3 exons. Gene Ontology annotation, molecular function: metalloaminopeptidase activity; manganese ion binding.